UGUUAUCUGCGUAUGUAAACGCAUAGCUGCGAUAACGGUUUACCGAUUUGGGAAUAAUAAAGAAUAAGCGACCUUUGAGCCGAACGUGAUCUUAUGUAGAAAACUACAAAGGCCCAACACUGGCGUUAUCAUUUUUCUAACUUUGUGCCGUUGGAUUUUGCGAAAUUACUCAUUAAUCUACUUCCGCUGUAGUGACCCAUGUACCAACUGUCCGUUUCUAAUGAUUGCACGAGGUGCACGUGUAUUUGUAACCACACAUGGUUUCGUGAGGAAUAAUGUGAUGUGUACACUCUUUAGUCUACGGUUUCGUUGUUGAAAGAGUGACUUUCAAGCUUGUAUGUCAUUUUUGGAAAUCACUAGUACAAUACAAUGUUUCUUGUUCGACAUAGUAAACUUUUAACUUGACAUAAAAUUAUAAAUUAAAUUGUGUUUUUCUAAAAUAUUAGUUGUGCAAUUAUCGUCUAUUAAAAAAUCGAUUUGUUUGUUAAAACACAUUUUGUUAAUAGAAGAAUAAAUCGCUGUAUUUUAUUACAUCGAAUUUUAAUUUAAAAAUUAAAAGUGUCAUGAAACUAAUGCCCUUUACUCCGGGUCAAGUGUCUUCAUUGACGAGGCCUGGUGGUGGAGGUGCUGGCAGUGCUACUAACGGCGGAACUGCUGGAUUAAACAACAAUGCUGCUGCUGCAGCAUUUGUAUUUAACAGCAACGCCGUGGCUGCUGCAGAUCUCUUUUGGCGGUACCAUCAUCCACAUCAUGGAGGCGCUUUCAACUUCCCACCGUCACCUACCCUCUUACCGCCCACUCCUUUCCCAUCACCUUUAGAUUUCAAACACCACUUGCCAGCUAACCUGAUAACUGAUCCUAGAAUAUGGAGCAAAGAAGAUGUAGCUGCUUUCAUUCAAUGGGCUGAACUUGAGUUUGAUCUACCUCGUUUUGACACUGAACUGUUUCAAAUGAAUGGCAAGGCUCUUUGUUUGCUGACUAAACAAGAUUUAGGUGAACGAUGCCCAGGUGCCGGUGAUUUGUUGUAUAAUGUUUUGCAACUAUUAAGGCGUGGUGGAGACAUCCUCAGUGCUAGCAGUGCUGGUCAUCUUCCGAGCAGUCCAGUAGCUUCACACUUUCCUUUUAGCCCUACUUGGUGUUUACCACCACAGCCAUCAUCACCGGCUGUCCUCAGCCCAGCACCAUCUAUUGACAGUCAAUCGGACAGUCCUCGACACAUGGACCAUCAACAAACACCAACUUCUGUUGGUCAUCACCUUACACCCAGCGUAUCAAUAUUUCCAACUAAUCCAACAGUCGGAUAUUCAAAUAAUGGUACCAGCUCUGGUGGUAGCAAUCAGUCUGAUUCAGACCCAGAAGAUUCUUCAAAUGGUAAUGGUCAACUUAAUUUACCACCACCUACUCCAACAACGCCAUCUUCUUCAACAUCACCACCACCAUACUCUCCAUCAACACCUAAGCAAUCUAAUGGAAACAUAUUUUUUCCUUCUGGUGAUUCCAACUCAAUUGAACCAAAUACAAAUGGUCGUCUCUUGUGGGAUUUUUUGCAACAAUUGUUAAAUGAUUCUCAACAACGUUUUACAAGUUUUAUAGCUUGGAAAAAUCAAGAAAUGGGAGUAUUUAAAAUUGUAGAUCCUCCAGGUUUAGCAAAACUAUGGGGAAUACAAAAAAAUCAUUUGUCUAUGAACUAUGAUAAAAUGUCAAGAGCCCUACGUUAUUAUUACAGAGUAAAUAUUUUGAGAAAAGUUCAAGGUGAAAGACAUUGUUACCAAUUUCUUCGUAAUCCAAGUGAAUUAAAAUGUAUUAAAAACAUAUCAUUGCUCCGACAACAAAUGGCAUCAUCUUCACCACAGACACUUCCUACACCAACUCCUGCUAAGCAAGAUAUUGGAACUGAAGUUUCUGAUGAUGAAUAUAAACCAACUGACCUCAGUAUGUCAUGUUCUCAAAGUCAAUGGCAAGAUGGACCUCAAGACUUAUCAACAGCUUCUAAUAGUUCAUCAAUGCAGCUGCAAUUAAAUAUGUCUACAUCUGUAUCACCACAAGUGUCUUCUGGUUUAUCUAAAACUGCUAUUAAACUUGAACAAGCUUCUUAGAUGCUGAACAUUAUCCCACUAUAUGGGAUAUAAAAUUGUAUUGUUAUAUACAAGUUUACUAGAAAAUUUUUUUAAUUUUUAUGUUACCAAGUUGAAUAUUUUUAUGCUAACAAAGGACUGUUAAAUUCCCAUUUUUGAUUUAUGAGGGUGUGGUCAAUACAGGGUAUUUUUCUGAUGCAUUCUAUUUUUAUGAUAAAGAAGCAUUAUUAGAACUGUUUAGCAGUCACUCGCUAUUUUUAUGGCAUAUCCUUAAGACUGUCGCACAACGAAAUACACAGAGCAUCGAUGUAGGUAUCUGAAUAAUGUUAUGUUACCAGUAGAAUAUUAUUAUUAUUUUUUAAUUGACUGACAUUAUAUUAGAAAGAGUUCACAGUUUGUGCGAGAAACCCUGUCUGAGAUUAUGAAAUUAUUUUUAUAGCAUUAUUUUGUGUAUUGCCCAAUAUUUUAAAGUUUAUAUUUUUUACUAUUUAUAAGCAAUUAGGUGAUUGAUUGUAAAACAAGUGUCUUCCUCGAUUUAGAAAAUUACGAUAUAAAAUAAUGAGUUGUUAUUAAUUGUUGAAUUAUGUACAUAGGCCUAUUUAAAUAAAUUUAUUAUUAUUAUUAUUAUUAUUUUAUUUUAUUUUAUUUUAAUUAUUAUGAUUUUUUUUUGAAAUGUAUAAUUUUAAUCAUAUACCUCAGAUAAAUUAAUUAUUACUAUAUUGAUGAACUAUGUUAAAAAAAUUUAUUUUUUUUAAUGUUCUAAUUUUUAAUUCACUUGUUUUGUCUUUUAUUCUAAUACAUACACAUUAUAAUUAAAUUAAUGUGAUAAUUUGUUGUAAACUGAAAGAUAUUCUUAAAUUAUUAUUAAUAAUAAAUUUUUAACUCUCACGUUAUUAAUUUAUCAUUUACUUAUGGUUUAUGUCUUAUUUAAUUAUUAAAUAUGUAACAGAAGUACGUAUAAUUAUUAUUAAUUAAGUCAAUACAGUAAUUUGGCAUAAAUUAUUAGUUUGAGUUUUAAGCGAACAUUCCUCCAAUACCAUAGAGAUACAUUUCAGCCAAAAAAAAUAAUAAAUUAGCCUUCAACUUGUUAUUAAUUUAUGAUACGUUUUUAUGUUAUAUAAUUAUUAUCAUAUACAUAUGUAUUUUUCAUGCUGUUUUAUGAUCUGUUGUUAAAUACGGCUCAUUUUUGUAUUAACUGUAGUUAAAAAUUUAAACUUAUUAUUAGGGUUUUUUUUGCUUGUCUUGUAUUUCAUGGUAGUAUUAUAAGAAAUGGUCUCAAGUUCAGGGUUAGAAAAGAAUAUUAAUUUUAUAUCAUUAUAUUUUAUUAAGAGUUUAUGUACGCUAAGCUCACUUGUUGUAAAUUCACGGGUUAAUACUUUUAAUACUUUGUUUUUUGUUUUUCUUUUUGAAAACGUUUCAAAACUUUGAUAUUUUGUUUGUAGAGGUUUAAAGUAAUGCUUAUUGAUCUCUAAAAGUAUAAAUUGAUGGAAAUUUAAAAACAAUUAUAUAAAUAGAAAGCAAGUAGUAUUUUGAAGUUAUUGUAAUUAAUAUAUAUUUAUGUGUAUAUUAUAUUAUUUUUGUAAUGUAUUGUAACAGAAAUUUAGUUCAUGACUUGUUACAUAUACUAAAAUUAGAUUAAAACAUUAAGAUAUUAAUGUAAAUAUUAUAUGUAUACAUAUAUUAUUAUUAAUAUAUAUAUAAGAAUUAUAA
Molecule: messenger RNA, 3785 nt
Organism: Daktulosphaira vitifoliae (grape phylloxera)
Lineage: Eukaryota; Metazoa; Arthropoda; Insecta; Hemiptera; Phylloxeridae
Gene: aop
Product: ets DNA-binding protein pokkuri
Exons: 6
Coding region: 564-2096 (510 amino acids)
Biological process (GO): cell differentiation; regulation of transcription by RNA polymerase II
Cellular component (GO): nucleus
Molecular function (GO): DNA-binding transcription factor activity, RNA polymerase II-specific; sequence-specific DNA binding
Source: RefSeq, a predicted model, not a curated record